CGCCCCGCCCGCCGCGCUCUGCAGUUCCGGCUCUGCGGAUUCCGUGCUCACGUUUCUUUCUCCCGAGGCUCCGGCUGCCUUUGGUUCUCCCGCUUCAGCAGCCCGCGAGGCAACUCUGAUCGCAGACAGCUCACAUAGAUUUUUCUGCUUUCCUUGGCGCGCGGUGGGCUCACCGGCCUUUAACGAAAGUGCGGCUGCGGACAGGCAGGCGGGCGCGGAGCUCGGGGGAGGCGCGCUCGGGCUCCCGGUGGCGGCGACGACUACGACGACCAGGAAAGCGGACGGAGGCGGCGCUUGAAAGAGCGGCGGAGCCCAUGCCCCGAGACGGCGGGCGGGCCCGGAGAGACAAGUCCGGGGCCCGGGGCAUGUCCCCGGGGCCCCCGUGAGGACGCGGCGGCGGCGAUGGAGAACCCGCCGCAGGAGGCGCCGCCCGGGCCCGGCGGGGACGGCGACGCCGCCGAAGAGGCGCCCGCCGAGGCCCAGUCUCCCAGCCCCGCAUCGUCCCCGACCGAUGGGCGCCUCAAGGCUGCGGCUAAGCGCGUCACGUUCCCCUCCGACGAGGAUAUUGUGUCCGGAGCGGUGGAGCCCAAAGACCCUUGGAGACACGCCCAGAACGUAACCGUGGACGAGGUCAUCAGCGCUUACAAGCAGGCCUGCCAGAAGCUGAACUGCAGACAGAUCCCCAAGCUCCUGCGGCAGCUCCAGGAGUUCACGGACCUCGGGCACCGCAUUGACUGUCUGGACCUGAAAGGUGAAAAGCUGGACUACAAGGCCUGCGAGGCCCUGGAAGAGGUCUUCAAGAGGCUGCAGUUCAAGGUCCUGGACCUGGAGCAGACCAACCUGGACGAAGAUGUGAGCAUCUGCCACCGCCCUUUCCUGCUUCCGAGCUCCCUGCUCCCAGAGGGCGCCUCCGCCCUCUUCGACAUGAUCGAGUACUACGAGUCAGCCACCCACCUCAACAUCUCCUUCAACAAGCACAUCGGCACCCGGGGCUGGCAGGCCGCUGCCCACAUGAUGCGCAAGACGAGCUGCCUGCAGUACCUGGAUGCCCGCAACACGCCCCUGCUGGACCACUCGGCGCCCUUCGUGGCCCGGGCCCUGCGGAUCCGCAGCAGCCUGGCCGUGCUGCACCUGGAGAACGCCAGCCUGUCGGGGCGGCCCCUCGUGCUGCUGGCCACAGCCCUGAAGAUGAACAUGAACCUCCGCGAGCUGUACCUGGCCGACAACAAGCUCAACGGCCUGCAGGACUCCGCCCAGCUGGGCAACCUGCUCAAGUUCAACUGCUCCCUGCAGAUCCUGGACCUCCGCAACAACCACGUGCUGGACUCAGGUCUGGCCUACAUCUGCGAGGGCCUCAAGGAGCAGAGGAAGGGACUGGUGACCCUGGUGCUGUGGAACAACCAGCUCACACACACGGGCAUGGCUUUCCUGGGCAUGACGCUGGCCUCCUCUCCGUCUGUCCGCACCCCGCAGCCGCACACACAGAGCCUGGAGACGCUGAACCUGGGCCACAACCCCAUCGGGAACGAGGGCGUGCGCAACCUCAAGAACGGCCUCAUCGGCAACCGCAGCGUGCUGCGCCUCGGCCUGGCCUCCACCAAGCUCACCUGCGAGGGCGCGGUGGCGGUGGCGGAGUUCAUCGCCGAGAGCCCCCGCCUCCUGAGACUGGACCUUCGGGAGAACGAGAUCAAGACGGGCGGGCUCAUGGCACUGUCCUUGGCCCUCAAGGUGAACCACUCCCUGCUGCGCCUGGACCUCGACCGAGAGCCCAAGAAGGAGGCGGUGAAGAGCUUCAUCGAGACGCAGAAGGCGCUGCUCGCCGAGAUCCAGAAUGGCUGCAAGCGCAACUUCGUGCAGGCGCGGGAGCGGGAGGAGAAGGAGCAGCGGCUGCAGCUGUCGGCCUCCAUGCCCGAGAUCACCGUCACCGAGCCCCAGCCUGACGAGGAGCCCGGGGACGCGGAGCCCGGCGACGAGCCUGACGCCCAGGCGCAGGAGAACGGGGACCCGGCCCCCGGGCCCGGCCUGGACUCGGACUCAGACUCAGACUCCGAGGGGGAGGAGGAGGAUGGGGAGAGGGCUGCAGCCCCUUGCCCCACCCCACUGCCCCCCACGGACUCCCUGGGCCCUGGGGACAGGAGCCCCCCAGGCAGCCCUUCCUCCCCCACCGAGCAGCGCAUCUCCAUCUCCGUGUCCAGCCCAGGCCGAGGCCACAAAGUGUUCGUGGUGACUCGCGUGGAGAGCCCCCCGGAGAGAGCAGAGCCCCCUGUGCCGCCCUCUCCUCGUCCCCCCUCCCCACCUGCCCUGCCUUCCCCGCCCCCCUCACCUGCCCUGCCACCAGCUGAGGCCGUCAGCACUCGGGACCCGGGGCCAUCGGAGCCGGAGCCUCACCCAGAGCCGCUGCAGGCAGGGCCACCCCUGCCCAACGGCCUGAAGCCCGAGUUUGCCCUCGCACUGCCCCCGGAGCCGCCCCCGGGGCCCGAGGCCAAGGCGGGCAGCUGCGGCCUGGAACACGAACUGAGCUGCUCCAAGAACGAGAAGGAGCUCGAGGAGCUGCUUCUGGAAGCCAGUCAGGAGUCGGGGCAGGAGACACUGUGACACUUUAGUUCCUUUUUCCAGCCGGUCUUCUGUGAGCUGAGGCCAGAGCCAUGAGAACCUGCUCCCCCUCACCCCAGCCUUCCUGAGGCCCGGACGCCAGGGGUGGGGGCGCCUUUCUGGGGACCCCUACCCCCCACAGAACACUACACGGGUGCAGGAGCUACGGGGUGGCCCUCUCCGUCCUGACUUGAGCACUCCUGUUGGCGCCCAGCCCUCAGCCUCUGGGCCAGAGGAGGGGUCUCCGAGGUCACCAGCCCCAAAGCCGCGGCUUUCCUGGAAGGGCCGGGGGGCCUGAGGCCUGGGCGGCGGUGGGAUGCCCCGCCCCCCCCGUGGCACCGGGCACGGGCGGGCGGGCGGGCGGGCGGGCGUGGUGCGACGGUGAGCGUGCUGGUGGUGGUGGACUUGGCAGAGCAGCCCCGGGCGGUGCGGCCGGGCGGGUGGGGACGGGCGCAGAGGAUCAGAGCUUUCUUCUGAAGUGCAAUAACCUAUCAGGGAGCUGCGGGCCAGGGCGCUGGAAGCGGCGCCCGAAGAGGCACUACAACCGGGAGCGGGCGGAAGGGCAGGGGGCGGGGCCCUCCUGUCGGUGCACCUCUGUCCACACCUUUUCUAAUAAACCAGAGCGGGGUCCACCU
This is a messenger RNA of Pipistrellus kuhlii (Kuhl's pipistrelle), 3227 nucleotides long. RefSeq names its product protein phosphatase 1 regulatory subunit 37 (gene PPP1R37). The record is from RefSeq and is a predicted model, not a curated record. The transcript is spliced from 13 exons. Bases 403 to 2595 code for a protein of 730 amino acids. Lineage: Eukaryota; Metazoa; Chordata; Mammalia; Chiroptera; Vespertilionidae. Gene Ontology annotation, molecular function: protein binding.